CAUUCAGGUGUGUGUGCGUAUGUUCAUGUAUGCACACUAUGGUAUAUGCAGAAGUCAGGACAACUUACAAGAGUCAGUUCUCUCCUGCUACCUUGUGGAUCCCAGGGACAAAACUCAGCAUCAGGCUUUGCACGUGCCUUCACAAGUUGAACCAUCUCACUGGCUCUCCACUUUACUGAUUGUUUUUUGAAGAUGGGGUAAUGUAACCCUGGCUGGCCUUGAGCAUACCAUGUAGUCCAGACUGGCCUUUUAACGCUGGGAACCGCCAACCUCCACAUUAUUGUUGAGACAAGAUCUCUCAUUGAACUCAGAGCUCACCGGUUCAAGUUCGGUUGACCAGCAGGCGAGCUCCAGAGAUCUGUAGCUCUCCACAACCCUAGUGCUAUCAUAGAAGCACCAUGGACCUAUUUUACGUGGGUGCUGAGGAUCCAAACUCAGAUCCUCAUGGUUUGCAGUCUAAGCCCUGAAGCAAAGACCCUCAAUUCUCUCCUUUCACCCUGUGGAUCCCAGAAUCAAAACUCCAGAACAGGCUUAGCAUGUGGCUUUACGCGCGGAACCACCUCCCUGGCUCUCCGUAACCCUGGCUGGCCUGAAACGUCAUGUGUCCCCAAGAAAUUCUUCCCAUGCCUAGGGGUCCUUAACUGUAACUGUGUGGAAGGGCAGUCACCUGGAAAGAUACCUUUAAUGCUCAAAACAGGAGAGGCAGAAAAACAGGAGAGGCAGAGUCAGGCGGAUCUCUGGAAGGCCAGCCUGUUCACAAAGCCAGACCUCAAACAAAAACAAGAACAACUGACUCGAUCCACUACAAAUCCCAUAAAUUUCCUUCUUCAGGCCUUCCACCCCACACCCUCAGCUUCUUCCAAGGGACCUUACUAACGGGGCUUUUCCUUUCUCCUUCCAUUUCUCACUUCCUGUCACGUACCUCUUCCUCUAAACUCCCUCUCCUGACAUCUUGUUUCCAUUCUACUCUUCCUCAAUUUCCCCUUUCAUCCUCUUAAUAGGAAAAAAAAAAAGUCUUAAGCCUUGUUUUGUUCCUUUUGCCCUGUGUGGCUGCUGCUGCUUGGUUUCCUCUCCCAUUCACGCCGAGUGGUGUCUCAUUUUUUUGCCACUGGCCCUCAGGGAUCCUUGAGACUGUAACCCGCCGGCCUCCAGGGCUUUGCGUGUCUCUACAGCCUACACUGGCCGAAUCCCCUACGCCUAGCUUGUCAGGCGCCCCCAAGAUGGCGCCUCCAGCUUCGUCCCGCCUCCCGACGUCAUCGCGCCCUCUCCGCUCAGCGCUCCCCUUUCGAGCUAUCAAAGGCGGAAUCCGAGAAGAGGUGGAAGAGGAAGAACCUCCAGGGAGGCUUAAGGAGGCGGGUACUAUCCACCUGGAGGCCGACCAGCGAGGGAACAUUGCUAAAGGAUUGGCUGGGCGCUGAGCGAUCCCACCCCUCCGUACUAUUGGCCGAGGCUUCAGGAAACCUGAGCAUCGAUUGGUCUAAUGACAGGGGCAGACAGCCGAUGAUUGGGCGAAUUGUGCAGUCUUCGCAGCGGCCCAGGCGGAAGGUGGGAGGAGCGUUGUUGAGGGCGGCCUGGGGUGAGAGCGAGGCUGCGGAGCAGGCGAGACGACGGGCGCUAGAGAGGACGCGGCGCUAGAGUGGCGGUGCAAAGGGACCUGAAGCCCGUAGCCCGGCCUGGGGCCGGCGAGACGGCCGAGGCGGGUGAGUCCCCGCGGGAGCGCAGAGGUCCGGCCCCACCCGGCGGCUUGCCCGCGUCAUUCGGCCUGCACGAUGAAGGCCUGAAGGAUCGCGCCUCGGCCCAGGGCCUUGCUGCUGCCAUGACUGAGGAGAGUGAAGAGACCGUCCUGUAUAUUGAGCACCGCUAUGUCUGCUCUGAGUGCAACCAGCUCUAUGGAUCCUUGGAGGAGGUGCUUGUGCAUCAGAACUCCCACGUGCCCCAGCAGCACUUUGAGCUGGUGGGCGUGGCUGACCCUGGAGUCACAGUGGCCACAGAGGCAGCUUCAGGUACGGGCCUAUAUCAGACCCUCAUCCAAGAGAGCCAAUAUCAGUGUCUUGAGUGUGGGCAACUGCUCCUGUCCCCCAGCCAGCUCCUGGAGCAUCAGGAGCUACACCUGAAGAUGAUGGCACCGCAGGAGGCAGUGCCAGCCAAGCCACCACCCAAGGUGCCCCCCUUGGGCUCCAGCGCCAUCCACUAUGAGUGUGUGGACUGUAAGGCUCUAUUCGCCAGCCAAGAGAUGUGGCUUAGCCAUCGCCAGACGCAUCUCAGAGCCACGCCCAACAAGGCUCCUGCUCCUGUCGUCUUGGGGUCCCCAGUUGUUUUGGGCCCCCCUGUGGGCCAGGCUCGAGUGGCUGUAGAACAUUCAUACCGAAAAGCAGAAGAGGGUGGGGAGGGGGCGGCCAUUCCAUCUGUAGCUGCCACCACCGAGAUGGUGACAGAAGUGGAGCUGCUCCUCUACAAGUGCUCCGAGUGCUCCCAGCUCUUCCAGAUGCCCGCUGACUUCCUGGAACACCAGGCCACCCACUUCCCUGCUCCUGUCCCAGAGGCUGCGGAGCCUGCCACACAGCAGGAAACCCUGGUCCCCUCACCCACUGAGGCAGCAGUGUCUCAGCCCGACCCCCUGCCAGCCUCUGAUCACAGUUAUGAGCUACGGAAUGAGCUGCGAAAUGGGGAGGCCAUUGGGCGAGACCGCAGGGGACGGAAGCCAAGGAGGAACAACAGUGAAGAGUCAGGUGGGACGGCCACCCAGGAACUAUUUUGCUCUGCCUGUGACCAGCUCUUUCUCUCACCCCACCAGCUACAGCAGCACCUUCGGAGUCACCGGGAGGGUGUUUUUAAGUGUCCCCUGUGCAGUCGUGUCUUCCCUAGCCCUUCUAGUCUGGACCAGCACCUUGGUGACCAUAGCAGUGAGUCUCACUUCCUGUGUGUAGACUGUGGCCUAGCCUUUGGCACCGAAGCCCUCCUCCUGGCCCACCGGCGAGCCCAUACCCCGAAUCCUCUGCAUUCAUGUCCCUGUGGGAAGACGUUUGUUAACCUCACCAAGUUCCUUUAUCAUCGGCGUACCCACGGAGCAGGAGGUGUCCCUUUGCCCACAACACCAGUUCCACCAGAGGAGCCUGCUAUUAGCUUUCCUGAGCCAGCCCCUGCAGAGACCGGAGAGCUAGAGGCCCCAGAGCUCCCCGUAUGUGAGGAGAGUUCAGCUGAGCCUGCAGCUCCAGGCUCUUACCGCUGCCUCCUGUGUAGCCGGGAGUUUGGUAAGGCAUUGCAGCUGACCCGGCACCAGCGUUUUGUGCACCGGCUGGAGCGGCGCCAUAAGUGCAGCAUUUGUGGCAAGAUGUUCAAGAAGAAGUCUCAUGUGCGGAACCAUCUGCGUACACACACUGGGGAGCGGCCCUUCCCCUGCCCUGACUGCUCUAAGCCUUUCAACUCACCAGCCAACCUGGCCCGCCACCGGCUCACACACACGGGGGAGCGGCCCUACCGGUGUGGGGACUGUGGCAAGGCCUUCACGCAGAGCUCCACUCUGAGGCAGCAUCGCCUGGUGCAUGCCCAGCACUUCCCCUACCGCUGCCAGGAGUGCGGAGUCCGUUUUCACCGGCCUUACCGCCUGCUCAUGCACCGCUACCACCACACAGGCGAGUACCCCUACAAGUGCCGUGAGUGCCCCCGUUCCUUCUUGCUACGCCGGCUGCUAGAGGUCCACCAGCUUGUGAUCCAUGCUGGGCGCCAGCCCUACCGCUGCUCAUCCUGUGGGGCCGCCUUCCCUUCGUCACUGCGGCUUCGUGAGCAUCGCUGCGCGGCCGCUGCUGCCCAGGCCCCACGGCGCUUUGAGUGUGGGACCUGUGGCAAGAAAGUGGGCUCUGCUGCUCGCCUGCAGGCACAUGAAGCCGCCCAUGCUGCUGCAGGUCCUGGAGAGGUCUUAGCCAAGGAACCCCCUGCUCCCCGGGCCUCGAGGGCCACUCGUACACCAGUCGCCCCCUCCCCAACAGCCCUCAGUGGUACAACCUCUGCUGCUCCUGCAGCCCCUGCCCGGCGUCGGGGUCCGGAGUGCAGUGAGUGCAAGAAGCUCUUCAGCACAGAGACGUCACUACAGGUCCAUCGGCGCAUCCACACAGGUGAACGGCCAUACCCCUGUCCAGACUGUGGCAAGGCCUUCCGCCAGAGUACCCAUCUGAAAGACCACAGACGCCUACACACAGGCGAGCGGCCCUUUGCGUGUGAAGUGUGUGGCAAGGCCUUUGCCAUCUCCAUGCGCCUGGCAGAACAUCGCCGCAUCCACACGGGUGAGCGACCCUACUCCUGCCCUGACUGUGGCAAGAGCUACCGUUCCUUCUCCAAUCUCUGGAAGCACCGCAAGACCCACCAGCAGCAACACCAGGCGGCCGUCCGACAGCAGCUGGCAGAGGCGGAGGCUGCUGUGGGCCUGGCUGUGAUGGAAACUGCAGUGGAGGCUCUGCCCCUUGUGGAGGCCAUUGAGAUCUACCCUCUAGCUGAAGCCGACGGGGUCCAGAUCAGUGGCUGACUGGCCCCACUGGUGCUGAAGGCCCUCCACCAGCCCCUUUAAACCCGUGUACAUAGUGUACCCCUCUCCUCUCCACCACCUUAUGAGUUCUGUAACUAAUUUUAACUAAUUUUUUUUUGAGGGGGUUGCUCUGGAGUCCUUGAUAUGUAAAGGGCACUUCUUCCCACUUUCCACCUGUUUGGUGGUCUCCAAAUGAAGCAGUCAAUAAAGACUGAAUUAGACAUUUA
Messenger RNA from Mus caroli (Ryukyu mouse), 4746 nucleotides. It is a transcript of the gene Znf574, whose product is annotated as zinc finger protein 574. The record is from RefSeq and is a predicted model, not a curated record. Gene Ontology annotation, cellular component: nucleus. Lineage: Eukaryota; Metazoa; Chordata; Mammalia; Rodentia; Muridae. Gene Ontology annotation, molecular function: RNA polymerase II cis-regulatory region sequence-specific DNA binding; DNA-binding transcription activator activity, RNA polymerase II-specific. Gene Ontology annotation, biological process: regulation of transcription by RNA polymerase II.